AAACCCGGUGUGAUUUUUGUUUCUUUACAAUUGUCUCUCUCAUGCUUCACCUUCCAUUGAUGCCGUAGCUAUCUAGCAGCAACCUUUCAACUCCCAAUUCCUCCUUCCUCCUGUUUUUUUUUUCCAUGUAGAUAUAAUGGAAGUAAAUCUUGAACUAAUACCAGCUAAUUAAAAGCCAUAGUCCAUAAUUUGAGCUGCCAAGUCUGUUUCUUUUUGUACAUGCUGAAGCUUUUUUUAGAGAGAGAGAGAGAGAGGGAGAGAGAGAGAGGGGUCUCAGUUGGAUUUUUGUUGACUCUUCAGCUUGAAAAGGGGAACUGGGUUUUCUUAAUUCGUCGAAACAACGUGUGUCUUUCUGUUUUCUGGGAGAUUUUGGAACUGUGUUUUCUCAAAUUUGUCGAAAUAAAGUGUGUCUGCUCUGUUGUCUUGGAGAUUCUUGUUCCUGGGAUUUUAAGGUGAAAACGGCCUUAGUUAUUAGUGUUGUUUACAAGUGCAAAGUAAUGAUAUCAGCAAAGACGAGCUUUGCAUGGGGGAUACCAGAGCCAUACUGAAGACAUGUGGUCCACCUGCAUUCAGAUGAAAUGAAGAACUUACAGAGCACGCAAGAAAAUCAAUCAUCAACUCAAGUUUUACAUGAUUCACAAGGUGACCAAGUGAAAAACCAAAGUAAUAAGCCUCCUGCAACAGAUUCAGCUUCAAUAUCUAAUUCAGGCAAUGAUAACAAGAAAGUAUCACGCCAAGAUAUUGAACUUGUCCAGAAUCUUAUAGAGCGGUGUUUACAAUUAUAUAUGAAUAGAGAUGAGGUAGUUAAAACCCUCUUGACUCAUGCAAGGAUAGAUCCUGGAUUUACAACUUUGGUAUGGCAGAAGUUGGAAGAAGAAAAUGCCGACUUUUUCAGGGCCUAUUACAUAAGGCUAAAAUUGAAAAAACAAAUCCUCCUUUUCAAUCAUUUGCUGGAACAUCACUAUCAUCUCUCGAAGUAUAAUCUCAUGCCUCUGAAGGUUCCUUUGGCCCCCAUACAAAAUGGGAUCCAUCCCAUGCCUGUUAACAACUUACCUAUGGGAUACCCCGUCCUUCAGCAACCUCCGAUGCCAGCAGCAGGUCAACCCCAUCUCGAUUCCAUGGGAUGUGCAAUAUCCAACUGUCAUGUAGUUAAUGGGGUACCUGCACCUAGCAGCUUUCAUCCCAUGCAGAUGAGUUCUGGGAAUGAUAUUAUGAUGGACUGCAGUGGUGCUGAUGUGGUUCCUGUCAUUCCACCAAACAGUGCCAUGUCAUCCAUGUCGGAGAUGCCUGUAAGUCCUACAUCAGUUGCAUCGAGUGGUCACUUCCCGUUCUCUGCUUCAGAAAUAUCUGGAAUGGGAGUAGACACGUCACUUGAUACACCAUUUACAUCUGACGUGGCAAGUUCUGUCGGAUUGCAACUUGCACCUGAUUGUGGAGCUGGAAAUUCUCGGGAUUCUCUCAGAUCACUGGACCAAAUUCCAAUUCCGUGGAAUCUCAGUUUAUCAGAUCUUACAGCAGAUUUAUCAAACUUGGGAGAUUUAGGAGCCUUAGGAAACUACCCCGGUUCACCCUUUCUGCCGUCUGAUUCUGAAAUUUUACUCGAUUCUCCAGAGCAAGAGGAUAUAGUGGAGGAGUUCUUUGUUGAUUCUGUACCCGGACCGCCAUGCUCUCAGUCAGAUGAGGAGAAACCCUAGACAAAGGUGAGGAAAGUCCCCUUUUUUCACUUUAAAUUGUUAGGGAAGGACAAUAAAUUUAGUAGGCAUUUCAGGAUUUUAUCGUUAACAGAACUGAAUAUUUCUGGUUAGCUAGUUUGAUCUGUAUUAGCAGACGGAUAGGAAACUUGUUACAUCACUAGCUAGUCUAGCAUUGUAAUUUUCUUUUACUCGAAAAACUUAAUUAUCCGAGAACGUUCAGUACUGUAAUUUGGAUAAACCGGCAUGAUCAUCGCCAUUUUUAGUCGUAAUCAUCUGCCUCUUCCCCAGUUCUGCA
Malus domestica (apple) is the source of this 1989-nucleotide messenger RNA. RefSeq lists its product as uncharacterized. The record is from RefSeq and is a predicted model, not a curated record. NCBI's taxonomy places the organism in Eukaryota, Viridiplantae, Streptophyta, Magnoliopsida, Rosales, Rosaceae.